AUGGCCGCCUUCGUGUUCACCGCCCUGGUGUCGGCCGCAGGCAGCCACGGCCUCAGCAUCAGCGCGCGCGACUCGUUCUACCCGCCGGGCCUGAACCACACCACCUUCAUCUCCAACACCUCGCUGGGCACCUUCGGGGGUCUCUACACCGCCCCGCCGACCCCCGACGACGCCUACAACUACUGCUCGAUGCCCCAUCCCCACCCCGACGCCUACCUCCGGCCUCCCCCGGUCGCCAACCACUCCGUCUCCGCGCGUCUCGUCUACCUCGAAUAUUUGCAACGCCAUCAGCGGCGCACGCCCUACAACAUCUUUCCUGGUGGCGAGAACCAACCAUACCACUGCGAUAGCCUCCACGCGCAUGUCUAUGUUGCACCGUCGUCCCAGGGCCCCGCGCCCAUCCCCGUCUACGGCCGGGCCUACUCCGAUCCCUCCAACCCGUUCCUGGCGACCUACGUCAAUGGCUCGUGCCAGUACCCCCAGCUGACCAUCGGCGGCUUCCUGGACGGCUACCAGCACGGGCGCGAUCUGCGCGCCGUGUACGGCGACCUAAUCCCCUCCUCGCCCGACGAGGACGGCGGCAAGAAGAUCUGGCUGCGGUCCAGCAACUCAGCGCUCACGCAAGGCUCCGCCGGGGGGGUGCUGCGUGGCAUCUGGCCCGAUCACCAUGGCCCCCUGCCGCUGCACCAGCAGGCCUCCGGCAUCGACACCGUCGACCAGGGGUUCUCCUGUUCCGCGCAAAGCGAUGUUCUCUCCACCAUCGAGUCAACGCCGCUGUGGAAUGAGCACUUGACCGUGACGAAGUCCCUUCGCAGCCGGCUGGCCACCAUGUUCGAUGCAGACACCUCCAGCUGGACCUCAACGUUCGACCAUUUUGCGGACAACUUCCAGGCUCGACUGUGCAAUGGGUACGAGCUGCCUUGUCGCGUGCAGAACGGGUCGCAGUGCGCCACGCGUGCGCAGGCCGAUGAGGUCUUCCGUGCGGGCGACUGGGAGUGGAACUACUGGUGGCGGAACAAUGCGAAUGCCACGCUCUACAUCCAGCUGGUGGAGGGGCUGUUCAUCGGGGAAAUUGUCCGCCAUCUGGAGGCGGUGCAGCAGGGGGCGUCGGAGCUGGUGUACAGCCACAACUUUGUCCACGAUGGAGACCUGGGGCCGAUCCUUGGGGCGCUGGGGAUUAAAGCAUUGCGGUGGCCGGGGAUGGGAUCUAAUAUCGCAUUUGAGAUCUGGUACAACAGGGAAACGUCCGCCUCCGAACUCUACGCCCGAGUGCUGUACAGCGGACAUGCGAUCGAGACGAUUCACGGAACCCUGGACUGGAUCCCACUCUCCUCGUUGAUCAGCAUUCUCCAACCGUUCAUCCCCGAGGAUAUCAUCUCGAUGUGCCAGUCGAGCUAA
This is a messenger RNA of Aspergillus heteromorphus CBS 117.55, 1398 nucleotides long. Its product is annotated as histidine phosphatase family protein. The record is from RefSeq and is a predicted model, not a curated record. The coding region runs from base 1 to 1398 and encodes 465 amino acids. Lineage: Eukaryota; Fungi; Ascomycota; Eurotiomycetes; Eurotiales; Aspergillaceae. The transcript is spliced from 3 exons. Gene Ontology annotation, molecular function: phosphatase activity. Gene Ontology annotation, biological process: dephosphorylation.